Aspergillus luchuensis is the source of this 687-nucleotide messenger RNA. RefSeq names its product GMC family oxidoreductase. Lineage: Eukaryota; Fungi; Ascomycota; Eurotiomycetes; Eurotiales; Aspergillaceae. The transcript has 3 exons. Bases 1 to 687 code for a protein of 228 amino acids. Gene Ontology annotation, molecular function: oxidoreductase activity, acting on CH-OH group of donors; flavin adenine dinucleotide binding. The record is from RefSeq and is a predicted model, not a curated record.
AUGGAAACCGAUCAAGUCCAUUGGCUAGCAGGCUUGCCAUACGACUGGAUGUCUUUUGCACCUGCGGAUGCAAAGACACAAGAGCUGGCCAAACAAGUUCUGAGCUCAGCCGAUCGCAGUCGGUAUUUGGCUGAGGGGAAGAUGCAACUCGAAAACUUUAUCGUUUACACCGCCGUAGACACGUCCACCCGCAAGAAACCCCUCGAAGGCUGGCCCGGUAAGCGCGUCAUCAGCCUCAUGCACGUUCUUGUCGACUCAGUAUCACGGGGUACUCUCACGCUGCGAUCAUCUGACCCUGCUGACGCCCCCGUGCUGGAUCCCAGACUCCUUGCAUCCCCGAUUGACCGAUCGGCGAUGUACGAGAAUGUGCGGGAGACUGCGCAUGCCAUACAGGCCGUCGAGGGUCUCAAUGCUGUCGAGUUCGGAGUCGACGAUUUCCUCCGUGACAAUUGGUCUGAUGAGGCGAUCGAUGUCCGGGCGAACCGGAGUGGUGGUAGUUGCUUUCACUACUCGGGGACUUGUGCGAUGGGGGAAGUUGUCGACACUGAGUGUCGGGUGUAUCAGGUUGAGCGAUUGAGGGUUGUGGACUCUGGUGUAUUCCCACUACCGUUGGCGGCGCAUUAUCAGGCGCCUACGUAUGGUGUUGCUGAACAGGCUGCUGAUAUGAUUCUUUCCUCAGUGGCGUGA